GGAACCUUAAGCGCGAGUUCAGUUUCUAUGGGUGCUGUUUCCGAAGUGGCACAGAGUGAACCGGAUAUUAUCGGAAUGUCAAAGAAGGGACUCCUCAUGUAACGCACUGCUCGGGAGGACAUGGCUCUGAGCCAAGUUAGUCGCAGUGUGCGGCUGCUCUUAGGUCAAAUUCAACGCUGUCGGCCAGCUCUGCUUUCAAACCAGACGGCUCGGUGUCUGAGUCAAGCAGCUUCUCAGCCAGAGCCCUCCGCGGAUGAAAAUGAAGCCGUGAACCCGACCUUUGUAAAUAGAAAUCCCCGCAACCUGGAGCAGAUGGCUCUGGCUGUGAAGGAUCGGGGCUGGAAGACAACCUGGCCACACCGGGAGUUCUACCACAGGUUGAUGUUCUCCCGUAGCCAACACCAUGUGACAGCCCAAGUGUUUUCCAGCUGCUCCCCUAUUCCGGUGCUUUCUUGUUCAACCAAAGAGUGGGCUGUGAAGAAGGAGCUGGCUUCUACAAACUGCGUGGCAGCCUGUCAGGCUGUGGGCGAGGUGCUGGCGCAGCGCUGCCAGCAGGCUGGCAUCACCAGGAUGGUGUAUAGGGCGAUUCCCUGGACAUACCGCUCAGAUUCUGUUCAGUCUUUCAGAGCUGCAAUGAAAGCAGGAGGAAUCAUUCUAAGUGAACCCAGAAGGAAAUAUGUUGGGUCCUGACUGUAAUUCAUCAGUCAAAUCCGCUGUUUUGUAUAAAUCUGUAUCCCGAUUACUUCUCUCUUUUGUUAACUAUUACUGUGCUGAUAUUAAGAUUACAACUGCUACAGUAAAAAAUAGGAUUCAAAAGAAAGCUUGUUCCUGUGCCAUGUCUCUUUUAUAUUAAGUCAUUCUCCUCUGGUUCAAUAUUUAAUCAAAAAAUAAAGAUUCUUGGUUUGAGUACAAUAAUUUAUUUUUUACUCAGGUGCUUGUAAACAAGAGUGAGGUGCAGGCAGUGGAGAGUCUGUUACAAUAAGGAAAUGGAUGACAAUAAAAACCAAUCACUGAUCAUUUUAAUCAUAGUACAGUGUGAAGUUGGCUCAGGCGGUGGGAACAGUGUGUUGGGAUUAUAAAGUGCAUGUUUUCUUUUUUCCUCUUUUUUUUUUUUUCUAAUAGUGAGCAUGCAGGUUAAACGUUUUCUUUUUUUUUCUUUUUUUAACUUGGGUUCACUGGAUAAAAAGUAAUACCAGCAUAAAAUAAGAAAUGUCCUCAUCAGCAUCUAGUGAAAACAGAACAUUGAAUAAUUUAAGUUGAUCCCUUCAAAGUCCAUAUAAAUACAAGCUCAAACCCUGAACAGUGUCCUCUCACAGGCUGGUAUAAAACACAAAACAUGCACCCAGGUCAUCAGCAAUUAUGUGACUAUAUAUACUGUAAUUAUGCACAAACUUGUAAAGUCACAUAAUUAAUGACAUAAAAUUUGGAAAUGGUACAAGAGAAAUGCAAUAUAUUACCACCACCUUGUACUUAAGCUAAAACAUUAAAAAUAUCAUUAAAGAAUCACUUUUCAUUCUCAGGUUGAAGGCACUCGUGUAGCCCUGGAGCCAAAAUAUAAUGGAUGAAAAUAAAAUGGGUGGGAAAGGUUCCUAGCAAACCGACAUUUCCUUUAAAUAUAUUCACUGGCACAGAGGAAUACAGUUUGGCAAACUGGCAUAUGCCAUAAAACUGGCUCUGACAUAAUCCAUAAUGCACAGCUUAGAUACAGUGAAAUCCUCCAUAUCUGCACAUGGCAUGUGUUGUGAGAAGGAGGAAAUGAACACUUUCUGCUUUGGGCUGGCAGCAUACAGCCUCAUAUAAGGAAAUUAAAACAGUUAUUGCAUAGAUACCUCUGAAGUGUUGAAAGGAGAGCUUAAAAAAACGGAAGAGGGACUGAGGGAGCUCGGCAGGGACAUGCUGGUUCAUAUGUGUUUGGAUACCUUCAUAAACAUAAAACAUAAUAAUACAAUAAUGCAAUGAUUUCAGCUAUCAGA
Messenger RNA from Oreochromis niloticus (Nile tilapia), 1973 nucleotides. It is a transcript of the gene mrpl18, whose product is annotated as mitochondrial ribosomal protein L18. Gene Ontology annotation, biological process: translation. Lineage: Eukaryota; Metazoa; Chordata; Actinopteri; Cichliformes; Cichlidae. Gene Ontology annotation, cellular component: ribosome; mitochondrion. Bases 121 to 690 code for a protein of 189 amino acids. Gene Ontology annotation, molecular function: structural constituent of ribosome; 5S rRNA binding. The record is from RefSeq and is a predicted model, not a curated record. The transcript has 5 exons.